Molecule: messenger RNA, 6658 nt
Organism: Caenorhabditis auriculariae
Lineage: Eukaryota; Metazoa; Nematoda; Chromadorea; Rhabditida; Rhabditidae
Source: the annotation of a GenBank genome assembly
AUGCCCAGUACUGCCGACGGUUUCCUGAUUCUGAAGAUCCAGUUCUUCGCCUCGAAAAAGAAAUGAAGGGAACGCACGAAAAACACUUGAUUUCGAAAGGAAUUUUCUUUGUAUUUUGUUCGAAGUUUGUAAGAAUAAUGCUUAAACAAUACCAGAUCACAUCAUAAACGUCAAAAGAAAAAAACUGUUUUUUUCAAAGAAAAAAAACUACGUAACGUUUAGUAAAAAAAGUAGAAAGAAAGGAUAAAACUUUCGAUUUUCGAUGAGAAUCGCGUCGAAAUAGUUCAAAAGGGAAAUUAGAUGCGUUAUCAAUCAUUACGGAUAAAAAAAUGUAGGAAGAAAUUGAAAAAGAAAAUCGAAAAUUAAAAAAUUAUUUUUUUGCGAGAUGUUAUCAGUCGAGCGCGAUCGACCUAAAUUUUCUUAUUUUCCACGAUUUUUUUAUUUCGACUUUUUUUCUAUUUUGCAGGGUCCAUUUAGACUUUUAAUUUCAGAUUUUGUUUGUAAAGUGACUUCACUGAUGCUUUUUCACGCUGAUUAGAACAAUUUUUUUUCUGUUGUCAUUUUCAAGUUCUUUAUAACAAAAUAUUUUGUAAAAUAGUUGCGAAUCAAGUAUUCCCAAUAAAACUCAUCGAGAUGUAGAAGAAGCUUGACACCUCUCAAGGUUGUUCAUAAGGCGCUUCGUUUCUUUUGUUGAGGGGUUGCGCUCUCAGCUUUUCAUCGCGAUUUGAAGUGAUGAUUUGGCAUCGUCAGCUUCAAAUGGCAGAAGUCACGCCCACCUUGGUGAUGCCACGCCGACGGGCGGGUACCUGGCGUCGCCGCAUGACCGUCGCAGUCGGAUCGUCCGUGUGCCACCAAUGCUUCUUCCGACCAUUUUGUACUCGCUUCUCGUAGGUACGAUUCUCUUCCAGAUUUUUUUUCUCAAUUAUUCCAUUUUUUGAUAAUUUCUUGUUAUUUUUUUAGUUUUCCUAUAUCACUUAGAGGUGUUUAUCACAAAUAUGAUAAUUUAUAUUAUUACUAUAUGCUUCAAAUCGAUGUAUAAAGACGAAGUGCUUCAAAACUACGUGUCUAUCAGCCAUUAUUAAAUUAGAAACAAAAUCUCAACGAAUUUUCAACUAAAGAUGUGGUUCUACUUAAUUUCCUGAUGCCGAAACAUUUUUGAACUGUUUUCAGAAUCCUGAAUCCUUUUUCGGUAAUUAGGAGUUUUUACAGGUUUUAAUUUUUAAGAUACCAUCUCUUACAUCAAUAUUUACUCGGAUUUAUUUUCAUAAAUUCUUAUAGGACAAUUUUCUUUUGGGUAGGAAACGUGGCACAGACUUAAAAUGAGGUUUUUUUUUUAGUGAACCUUUUUUUUUCGAAAAUACUCUGAGUUUUCAUUGAUCGAUACGCAUUCCAUGAAAAAAAUUCUUGUGAAUCUCAGAAAAUUAUAGUUUCAAAGUUUAUCAAGUCCGAAAAAGUAUAGAAGAGAUUCAUUAAAGCUACAAAGAAAAGACGUGCCUGAUAUUAUCGUACAAGUUUCGAACAGAAAAAAAAUAUAAUUUUUUCAAAAUCCAUGCUCAUUCCAACGUUCACACGGCACAAGAUUCGCAUAGCCGACAGAAAAAAAGAAAAAUUUAGAAAAAGAAUUAAAAUUUUUUUGUGUUCAACAAGAAAAGGCUGGAUUUAAGGCAAAGUAGCCGGGCAGCUCUACCAAGGACAAGGCUGGCCUCAGCAGUUCAGCGUGCCGUUCCAGCCAUUCCAGCAGCCACAACAGCCGCAGUUCUUCCAGCCUCAGCGACCUGUCCCCCAACAACAGUUCUUCCAACCAGAUGCGCGACUCCAGAACGCCCAAUUUGAUCAACAACAACAACAACAGCAACUGCUGCUGCAACAACAGCAAUUUCAACAGUUCCAACCGCCCCAACAAUUCGUCCAACCACAGCCUCAACGAACGCUGCCCACACUCCAACAGCCUCAACAGGAGGUCGUUUAUCAUCACAAUGUGCGCUCCAUCGACAACUUCAACGGCGAGCGGAUGUUCUUCGAGCAGCCGCAGGUCUUCCAACAAGAAAAAGUGGAGUUGAGACGAUGGGAUUCUCUGGGAAACGACAGGUUUACAGAUAACGUUGCUGGCCAAGCCACCCCCUCCGCCGACGCCGCCACCAAGACACAUUUAUCAGCAGCAAAACGUUAAUGUUCGUAUUUUUUCUCGCUUUCGUUGAGGGAUUCCCCGAGGGCUUUACAAUGUGCUCGAGGUAACUGUGGGAAUCAAAAAGAGCCGUUCCCGAUCCGGACUCAAUAUUUUUUGACUUUGAAGCCUUAUCCGUUGGCAGGUUAUCAUUUCCAGGAACUUCUCACCUUAUAGUUCAAAAAAAAGAGUUGGAAAAAGCUUUCAAAAGGUCCUAUUUGACCUGGUUUUCAAAAUAGACUCAUUUUGAUCUCGUUUUUAAUAAUCUUCUUUUACAAAAUCCUAAAAAUUUCCAGUUCCGAGUCCCAGAGCCGCCGCCACGCUUCAUACCGCAGGUGAAAGAUUUGUUCGGAGCCGAGGGAAAACAUCUAGUUGAUAAGGUUUUUUUCUACUCUGAGAAUUUUCUUCCACGCUUACUAAAAAUAUUUUCUUUCAUCAACGUCUUUUUAUAAAAUUUCAUCUUGCAAAAGCGACAGAACCGCAAUAAUCUUAAGAAUUCCAUAUAGGGGAAACCUUAAGGGACCUUGGAAGGACGAAUUCUGCGGUCUCUAUAGGGACUGGUUUUCCCCCUAAUCCAUAUAGGGACCAAUCUAAAAUUCCUGAGGAUGAAUUUUUUGUCAAUAGCUUUUGCAAUUCUUGAAUCUUCGUCUUCUUAUACUUGUUCUGCACAUUUUUUUAAUAUAUUUUAUCUUACUAUCAGAACGUCUUGAGUUAUUCACAGUAGUUUCAGUGACAAAAACUCAAGAGAAAUUUUUUUAUUUUUUUGCUAUAUUUUUCUUUCUUCGUUAAAUCUUGAUCAGAGUUUGACAAUCUAGCCUAAAAAUUUUCGAGUUUUUAUGGAAACCUCUAUUUAGAGAGUUUUGAGAUACAUAGAAUAGAGCUUAUCGUUACAUUGGGGUUCAUAACUUGGAGUUUUGUGAGUUUGAUAAAAAAAAAUUUGCUCAUUUCACAUUUUUUACGCACAGUGGAGUUUUCCUAUUUCUCGAAUUUCACCAAUAAAAUCGCGAUUUAUUGGAAAGAAUUUCAAAAAGCUCAACCUUCUUAGGAAUUUUAGAGUGGUCUUUAUAGGGGUUAGAGGAAAAACGGCCUUUAUAAAGGUAAAAUCAAGGUGCUCCUCAUAGGGGUUUGGGAUCUGACCUCCUAGACCCUAAAGCUUGAGCGGUCCCUAUAGAGAUAUUUCAACUUCGUUCAAAAACACAUGAAAAUGCUUCUUUGCAUAGAGUACAUAAAAACUAUCGAUUAGCAUGUCCCCUAGAAAUUCAGCAGUGUUCAGAAGCUUCUCUUAAGCUAAUGAAUCUUAGUAUUUUCCCUCCAACUUUCCGAGAUUUUCAAAGCCAUUUGUUCCAGAAUGCUCAGUACAAACCACAGGAGAUCUUGGUCGACGGUCACCACGCGGCUUAUUUCGAGAACACGGCUCGGACGCAGCCAGCAGAGUCCAAGACUCGCAUUCAAAGCGCUGAACACGGAACCCAAGGAGGCGUCACUCCCGACUUUAAGCUUCGCAUGAGGGUUCGUUUGGGUGUCUGGGUCUCUCUGUCACCGGCGAGGUCAGAGAAAAAUGAAAUUAGCGCGUUAUCGUGAGAGAGUCGCCGAGAGAAGAGGAGGGCGCAGAGAAAAAAAAAUCGCGAGAAACGGAGUAUACCUUGGAAGAAACUUUUCAAACAUUAUACCAUAAUAGUAUAUAGCCUGUUCGCCGCAACUUGACAGUUUUCGCGUGUCUGCGUCUCUCUGUUCCCUCACCGGCGAGGUCAGAGAAAAAUGAAAUUAGCGCGUUAUCGUGAGAGAGUCGCCGAGAGAAGAGGAGGGCGCAGAGAAGUUCUGUCCUUAUCAAAUGAACUAUAUCCUCCUUGAAACUUCCUUGGUGUGAGAAUAGAAGCUUCUUCAAUAUUUUUGAAGCUCCCAAUUUAAUUUUUUAGGUACCCGAGCUGCCUCCUCCACAGCCGCCUAAAAAGAUAGUGAUUGGUCCAGUGUUGGCUCCACCGGCGACGCGAAAUCGCGUGACGACAUCGCAGACGUCACGCCCUCAGAGGCCUGUUCAGAAGAGUCGACGACCGGCGCCAGCGGCCAAAAAGGUUCCCGCGACAUCGCAUCUCGCGGCCCCCGUCCCUGCCGCUGCCGCUGGGGUCAGCUUUUUCUUCUUCUCUAAAAUUUGAGACUAUUUUAGGGCUUUUUAGAGUUGGUUAGUUUUUAUCUAUCAGUUUUUAAUAAGGUUUUCACCUGAAUUCUUUCAAGGUUGAAGGUUCCUAUUAAAAAAAGGUUUUGUAUAAUAAAUCUUUGAUGAGCGAAUCUAUCAAAGGCGUAUUUUCAUGGGUAACUUGAGCAUCCUGGACUGUCUGCGCUCUCUACCAAGGAGACACUGUCUCUUUUCUUAUCGUCUCAGAACCCUUCUUAGAAAUUCUAGAGUUGUCCCUAUAGGGGUUAGAGGAAAAACGACCCCUAUAAAGGUGAAAUCAAGGUCUCUAUAGGGGUUUAUAAUAUGACCUCUUAGCCCCCAAAGCUUAAGCGGUCCCUAUAGGGAACUUUCAACUUCUUUCAAAAAACGCUCAUUUAUUUAGUUCUUCGCAUAGAGUACAUAAAAACUAUCGAUUAGCAUGUCCCCUCUAGGGGCCACUUACUAAAAGACCCUAUAAUGACCACUAAAGCUUGACUAAAACCAUAACGUACGAUGUACUAAAAAGUUCUUCAGAAAAAAGGGGAAAAUAUUUUUUUUACUCAAAAAUAUUUCAGACGCCCAACGAGAAAUUUUUGUCGUGUUGCAAGAAAAGAAGCGUCGACAAGUCUUGCGAACGAAUUUGCAGCUUUGACGUCCUCAACAAAAAGACCGUGGGUUUUACUUUCAUUAUUUAAUUUUGAAGUAAAAUUUUGAUAAAGGCUUUAUUAAUUUUGAAAAUUUUUUUGUUUUUGUACUCUCACUCAUUUCUUCUCUCCAGUUGCCUUUUCAUUCCAUCACGCCUUUUUUGGAAAUUUUCAGCUUCUCAGGCAUUAAGCGUGCCUGGCUGAAUUUAAACUCAUUUAGUGGCCACUCAAGUAGCUCCUUCGCCUCUUUAGUGUUCACUUGAGAAAGGGCAGAAUCACCCUGACUUUUACCUCUUCUAAGACAUUGCUUUGUGGUUACUAGUACCAGUUACUUGUACCCGACUUUUACUUCCGCUAACUGGUGGCAAUAAAAAUAAAAAGGUACUUUGAAUAACCCGAUUUUUCUGUAAUGGCGAGUCACUUCAGUGAAAACUUUUGAUGAGGGAUUUCCUUUAUUUUUAAUCUUUUUUUAAAUAGUGAAUGAAAACUUGGAUCGCGCAAAAUGGUUUUAAGAUCGAAAAUCCGUAGCUUUUUCUUGACAUUGGUUAUCAGAAAAGAGGAUGUCUUAUAAAAUAAGGUUAUUCUAUCCGAAGUGAAAAUAAAUUGAGAUUUUUCGAUUAAGAGCAAGAGCCUAAGUUUUCCCUGAGUUGGGGCUCUUUUCAGCAACCCUUUAAGAAAGAAAAACUCCAGAAAACUUCCGGGAAAUUCCCAGAAAAUCACUUUCUGGUACAUAAGUUCUAUCUUGUAUUUCAAAAAGGCCUUUUUUGCAGUUGACGGGAAUGUUCCUGGGAACAGACCCGUGUCCGCAGUCCAACGGACUCGACCUUCUACAGUGCGCCGCCGACAACGACGACCACACGCAGUGCUGCAUCGAGCGUGACGUCACUCGGACCUCAGCCGGAAAUAAAUGCCUUGGAUUCUGCAACAUGAAGCCCGGCGUCACCUUCCAAGUUCGUCAAGUUCAAGAAGAAAAAAUAGAAGCUCCUAAAACGCUCGUGAUACAUUACAUAGAUCGGUCUGAUCCUCUCAAUGUUUUUGUUCUCUGUGGAAUCGGCUUUUUGAAAAGUUAUUUAGAGGCGUAUAACUUGAAAAAAAUUUUAUGUGACAGGUGAUUAGUUACUUGUGACAAGGGAAAAAAAAGAAACUAUGCCAUUUUUUUAUGAUACUCCGAAUUUUAUGUAAGAAAAUGAAGUUUAAAAAACCGUUGGCCCGAUCAAUAUGUCCGAUCGAAGAUUAGGAACGAAAUGAGAAGCGUUAAAAAUCAAUCGAUUAAGAUCGGCCCAAUGGUGAGAGGCAAGGGAUAUUAGGCGGUGUGUUUGGCAUCUGCGUAUAAAAAACACGAAUUGGAUGAUGGCGUCUGGGCAGACCCGGCGUUGCAAGUUCUUUGUAGCGAGUUUGCAUUGCGUUUGUUGCACUGCGCAACAACCUGAAUGCCAUACACAGGGCACCAUUCGCGUGGACAAUACCGAUGGCCAACGCAAAAAAACUAUUAGAGGGAUCAUUUUUUGAGAAUCGAUUGUAUUUCUUAAACUGUAUAUUUGGCCGAAAGCCUAUAGGAUCCUCCUAAAAGAUCUUGCAGAAAAAUCAAUUUUUAAUUUUAUACACAUUUUCUUUCAGGCCGAUGUUUCUAUGCUGCCUUGCUGGAGCGUCCUCAACGACAUCAAACAAUGCUUCAAAGAAAACCUCGAACGACUAUAA